This is a messenger RNA of Rosa rugosa (rugosa rose), 3057 nucleotides long. Its product is annotated as receptor-like protein 7. Bases 1 to 3027 code for a protein of 1008 amino acids. Gene Ontology annotation, molecular function: protein binding. The record is from RefSeq and is a predicted model, not a curated record. Lineage: Eukaryota; Viridiplantae; Streptophyta; Magnoliopsida; Rosales; Rosaceae. The transcript has a single exon.
AUGGGAUUGUCAUCCCGCCAGUGCUUGUCUAAUGUCCCCAAUAGCUUUAUUUUAGUUCUAUUGUUGUUUCAUGUUCUUGGGGCUAGCUCCUUAUACUCUAGGCAGCAGCAGACACCUACUUGCCAUGGUGAGGAGAGCAGUGCCUUGCUGCAAUUUAAGCAAAGCUUUAUCAUUGAUCCAUCUGCUUCGAGUGCUGAUGGUUCUUAUCCAAAGGUCUCAUCAUGGAAGGCAGCUGAAGGACAACAAAAUAGCAAUUGCUGCUCAUGGGACGGGGUCGAGUGUGAUGAGGAGACUGGUCAUGUUAUUGGUCUCGAUCUUAGUAGCAGUUGUCUCUAUGGCUUUAUCAACUCUAGCAGCACCCUCUUCCGUCUUAUUCAUCUUCAGAGGCUGAACCUCGCUGAUAAUCACUUCAAUUACUCUCAAAUUCCUACCACCAUUAGGAAAUUUCCAAGGCUCAGGUAUCUCGAUCUCUCUCACUCUGUCUUUUCUGGUGAAGUCCCAUCUGAAGUUUCACAGUUGUCAAAGUUGUCAACACUUGAUCUAUCUGUCAAUCUUGAUACAUUUACUGGUGAAACAUUGUUGAAACUGAAUGCAUCCACUAUGAGAAGACUAGUUCAAAACUUAACUAGUCUACAAAAGCUUCAUCUCAGUUUUAUUAACAUAUCCUCGCCAGUACCCCAUUCUCUGGCAAAUUUAUCUUUUUUGACAUCUCUCCUCCUUAGAGAUUGUGGGAUCUCUGGUGAAUUUCCCCUAAGAAUUUUUAAAUUGCAAAGCUUAAAAACUCUUAGUGUGAGGUUCAACCAAGAUCUCGUUGGUCAUGUGCCUGAAUUUAAUAGAAGUAGUCCUCUCGUGUCAUUGGGACUUGCCAGCACUAGUUUUUCCGGAAGCCUGCCUUCUUCGAUUGAAAAGCUUGAUUCAUUGAAUGUGUUGGAUAUCAGUGCAUGCAGUUUCUCGGGGAUGAUUCCAUUUUCAGUUGGUAAUCUUAAGCAGCUCAAUUAUUUGGGCCUUUCAAAAAAUAGAUUUACUGGUCCAGUCCCUGCGUCCUUAGCAAACCUCACCCAACUUACAUAUUUGUCACUUUCUUAUAAUAAUCUUAGUGCUGGUUCCUUAUCUUGGGUUGGUAAGCAAACCAAACUUGCUCUUCUAGAACUUGACCGCAUCAAUUUAAGUGGUUACAUCCCGUCUUCUCUUAGCAACCUCACAGAGCUCAAUUAUCUUUAUCUUCGUAGUAAUGAGCUAACCGGUCCAAUCCCAUCUUCGCUAGGUAACCUUAGUAGACUAGUUGGCAUAAAACUUUUUCAAAAUAAAUUUUAUGGACCAAUUCCCGAGUCAUUCUACAAUUUCAUAAACCUCCAAACCCUUGAGCUAGAUCGCAAUAGUCUGAGCGGUGUUGUGGAGUUUGACGGGUUUCUCAAGUUACAAAAUGUCAAUGAAAUCGUUUUAUCUGAUAACAAAUUGAAGUUGCUCACUCAGUCCAGAUCUCCAAAUGUAAGUGUUCCACAGCUUAGUACUCUAGGGUUGAGAUCAUGCAGCAUAAGAGAGUUUCCAGAUUUCCUAAGAUACCAACAAAAAUUACAGUGGCUGGAUCUUGGUGGAAACAAUUUGCAUGGACAAGUACCGAAAUGGAUGUGGAACACAAGCACCGAAACUUUGCAGUCGCUGCUCAUUGAGGGGAACUUCCUUUCAGGCUUUGGCCAACCUCAAGCUGACCAACAUCUAGUUGUUCUUCCCUGGCUUAACUUACGUCUGUUGAGUUUUGUGAACAACUCGCUACAGGGACCCUUACCAAUACCUCCACCAUGCAUCGAAAUUUAUUAUGCUUCGGAUAACAAACUAUCUGGAGAAAUUUCACCAUUGAUCUGCUCUCUGACUUCUAUUCAGUUGCUUGACUUGUCAAAUAACAAGUUGAGUGGCAUGCUUCCACAGUGUCUUGGAUACUUUAGUGACUAUCUGCAGGUCUUAAGACUUGGAAACAACUCUUUUCAAGGCAUUCUUCCCCAAGUGUACAGCCAGAGAAGCAUACUCAAGAUGAUUGAUGUUAGUCACAAUCAAUUACAGGGGAAAUUACCAAGGUCAUUGGCUGACUGUGUGAUGCUCGAGUUUCUUGUUCUCUCAAACAAUGAUUUCAGUGAUGUAUUCCCUUUUUGGUUGGGGACUCUUCCGGAGUUAAAAGUUUUGGCAUUGCGCAAUAAUGACUUCCAUGGUGUGUUAGGAAAACCUGAAUACAGUCGUGGUUUCUCCCAGUUGCGCAUUUUUGAUCUGUCUUACAAUAAUUUCACAGGUGAGCUUCUGAUUGACUACAUCUUUUCUGAGAAUGCUAUGAUGAGAGUGGACAUCAGUGUAAACCGGUCAACAUAUAUGAGGGCAAACGUUAAUUCUGAGGGCAGUGGCAUUAACAUAUAUAUUGGUUUUGCUUACUCAAUGAGCAUUGCAGUUAAAGGUUUGGAGUUGUACUAUCCAAAGAUUCAAGAAGCCUUUGCAGUCAUUGAUAUCUCAAGCAAUAGAUUUGAAGGGAGGAUUCAUGAAUUCAUUGGGAAUCUUAAGGGGCUUCGCUCUCUCAACAUCUCCAAUAACAUUUUCACUGGUUCCAUUCCAUCGUUCUUGGGGAACUUAACACUGCUUGAAUCAUUGGAUGUUUCCCAAAACAAGCUCUCAGGGGAGAUUCCUCAGCAACUGGUGCAGCUCACUUUCCUUGCCAAGUUCAAUGUCUCCCAUAACAAUCUCACCGGUCCUAUACCACAUGGAACCCAGCUCACUUCUUUCGACAUCACCUCCUACGAAGGCAACUCAGGAUUGUGUGGAGAUCCAUUGCCGGAGAAAUGUGGAAAUCCUUCACUUCCACCUUCAAGUGUGGAAGACAAUGAUCCAAUUGAAUUCGAUUGGAAGUUUGUUGUCGCAGGAUUUGGAAGUGGGUUGGUAGUAGGAGUAGUUCUUGCAGACCUUUUCAUCACAAGGUUUCGUGAAUGGUUUAUCGAGAUUGUUGGAAUGAUCACACCAAUGAAAAGGAGAAGACAGAGGAGAAACUAAAAUUGAUGAGACGUUCUAUUACAAGGUUAU